AUGAGUAAUACAUUCAUGAGACAGCUUUAUAAUCCAGGUCUUCAAUUAUUCACGGAUGCAGAUAAAGAUGAGGAUAUACUCUAUAAAAAUGGAAAUGUUCAGAAAUUAUCCCAAACCAAAAAUAUGGAUAAUGGUCCGGAGGUCGACUGCAUAGUUGACCAAGAUAUAUUAUUAUCCAUCAAACAGAGGGACAUAUCGCUCUCUAAAUCCGUGCACUUUAGUGAUUCUUCUCCAACAAUAGUUCCAGAGAGUCCCUAUGUCUCGAACUCUACUUAUGGAAAUUCAAUAUCCCCAUUUUGGAAUAAUAUAAUAUCGUUAGUAUUUAAAGAUUUACCAUAUAGUGACGAUGAUCAGUUUAAAGAGGAAUUUAAGUAUAACAUAAUCAGUUCAUCAUUUUUGCAUGACUUGAACAGUUAUAUCCAUCCACUAAAACCUAAAAGUUCCAUUCUAGACCUCAACAAUCAAGAGAAUCAAAAAAUGAAUAAAAAUGUUAAGAUGACCAGAAAAACUAGAUAUGGUCGAUUAAUAAAAGUAACUAAUUAUAAGUUUAUGUUAAUCGAAUCGUUAGAUUACAGGAACAUUAUCUUUUCAUGCUUGAAAGUUAUAUAUUCAUUGAGAAAAUUGGAUAAGUCAUUACAACAUAAUACCAAGAGAAUCAUAAUUGUAAUAUUAGUUUUACUUUACCUUUCAUUUCAACAAACCCAUUUUAGAAUACGUAAUAUUAAAACUAAUUUUAUUAAAAUAAUUAAACAGAUAACUCCGACCUUUGAAAACUUCGAUGCUUUGAUUAGUCAAUAUCAUUUACAAUAUAAAGAAUUGAACAUAAAGAAGAAUUCAAUACAACUACAAGAAAAGGAACAAAUUAAGGAGAACAAACAUAUAGAAAAUAAAUCAUCAUUAGAACGUACAAAUAUCUCAAUAAUACACGAUAUCUUAAACUUCACUACAAAUCACAUUUUCUUUAAAAUGAGUUCUACUAUUCGACAAUGGUUAAUACACUGUAAUUUUGACAAUUUGCAUAGUUACUGUGAAAUAUUUGAUAUAACUGUAUUAGAUUUGUGUGUUUGUUUGACUCAGCAUUGUACUUCCUUAUCUCAAAAUAUUUCAAAUAUUCACAUUCUUCAGAAAUUUUUAUUUUGUUGUUUAUUAUCGAUUCCUAAUGAUAGUAUAAUUCAACCUAAGAUUCAUGAUGCGAACUUCAAAAAAAAGAUUUUAAGAUUAUUUAAAUGUACGACUAACGAAAAUCUAAUAAGAAAUGAUGAGGGUUCUAUUUUAAAUCAAGUUAAUUUAUCUUUGAUGUCAUUGAUCGAAACAAUGAAAAUAUUAAUUUCUUCGCUUAAGGAAAAUAAAGAUGCAUUCGAAGAAACUAGAUCGGAUUGCACUAUAUAUUCAAUUGAUGGUAGUCAUGAUCAAACAAUGAGAAUUAGACAAUUGAAUUUAAUAUUCGAAACGUUAGAAUCUUUGGAGGACCAAAUCGGAAUGUUACGAAAAUUUCAUAAUAAAAAUAAAUUGAACCAUAAUUUCAGUUCAAUUGAGAAUCGUCUACAAAAUUUAAUGGACUCUAUAAACUAUUCUCAUAAAGAACAGCAAAGCCACAUGGUCUCUAAAGGUCGUCAUACAUCACGGAUAAUAUCAGAGAAACGAACUUCCAAUUAUAGUAAAGGAUUUUCCUUGGAUGUUCUGCGUGCGCCAAGUCCUCUUGAUGCCUCUAUUAAUCUUAAUAGAAAAGUUGAAUUUAUUAAAGUCGGUAAUAGUGAUGCAGAAGACGGGGGAUUGGUUUCGAGUGAUGACGAAUACUUUAACGAAGACGAAACAAUUAUACAAUGUGAAGUUCAACCUAAUGUUGAGACCCAUACAAAUCGUGGAAUGUCUGUUCAUUAUCAAAGUAUGCGACAAUUAUCUGACGAACAAUUACAAAGACAACUACAGGAUAAAAUAACAAAAUUUUCAGCUGAAAAUAAAAAGAGCAGAGAGAAUCUGAGAGCUGAGAAAUCAUUUGAAUUGUUAAAGAGAUGUAGGAAUCACCAUAAUGAACAACUAAAUUUCGACAAGACUAAAAAUGCAAUUCAUGGUCAGUUCGACGUAGAUAUGACGGAACUAAAUGGGAAAUUAGAUAAAGAACAUCAUAUCUGCGUUUCUGAGGAGGGAAUCCCAAUUCUAUACAACAUAAGGGAAUACUCUUAA
This is a messenger RNA of Maudiozyma barnettii, 2184 nucleotides long. It is a transcript of the gene INP2, whose product is annotated as Inp2p. The transcript has a single exon. Gene Ontology annotation, cellular component: peroxisomal membrane. The coding region runs from base 1 to 2184 and encodes 727 amino acids. NCBI's taxonomy places the organism in Eukaryota, Fungi, Ascomycota, Saccharomycetes, Saccharomycetales, Saccharomycetaceae. The record is from RefSeq and is a predicted model, not a curated record. Gene Ontology annotation, biological process: peroxisome inheritance.